Molecule: messenger RNA, 1580 nt
Organism: Arachis duranensis
Lineage: Eukaryota; Viridiplantae; Streptophyta; Magnoliopsida; Fabales; Fabaceae
Product: beta-amyrin 11-oxidase
Exons: 8
Coding region: 51-1580 (509 amino acids)
Biological process (GO): brassinosteroid homeostasis; multicellular organism development; brassinosteroid biosynthetic process
Cellular component (GO): endoplasmic reticulum
Molecular function (GO): iron ion binding; heme binding; ent-kaurenoic acid monooxygenase activity
Source: RefSeq, a predicted model, not a curated record
AUAAAUAUAGCCUCUAAGCACACAACUCAACUCAACUAAAGAAACUGGGAAUGAAAAUGGAGAUAAUAAGUUGGGUUUGGACGACUGGUGCCACAUUGUUGGCAUGGUACUUUUUGUUAAACACAUUGGGGAGAAGGAUCAAUGAAUGGUAUUAUGAUUUCAAGUUAGGAGACAAGCAUCGUCUUCUUCCUCCUGGUGACAUGGGUUGGCCUCUUCUCGGCAAAACAUUGCACUAUUUCAAGCACCCUCAUUUAUUUGUCCACAAUCUUGUUUCCAAAUAUGGAGAAAUUGGAAUGUACAAGACACACUUGUUCAUGAAGCCAACUAUCGUGGUGUCCAGUCUAGAGGCCUCAAGGAGAGUGUUAACUGACGAUAAAAACUUUAGGUCUAGUUAUCCUGAAACCGCCAUAACAGUGGUUAAAACGAUCUUAUCUGAAGUGUCAAGCGAGGAUCGCAAGCGUUUUCGACGCUUAGUCACUUCCCCCAUUCUGGGUUACAAUGCUUUGGCCAUGUUUCUUGAACGCAUAGAGGACAUUGUUGUCAAUUCACUCCAACGAAUGGCCAAUGAUAGCAUACAACAUCCUAUUGAGGUCAUCACGGAGACCAAGUCUCUCUCCAUGAGAGUCAUCCUUCACAUCUUCAUGGGAUCUAAGGAUCAAAACAUAAUCAAGCAAGUUGAACAUUUGUUUAGUGAUAUUGAUGAUGCCUUGUUCUCUUGGCCAAUUAACUUACCUGGUUUUUCUUAUUACAAAGCUCUCAAGAACCGCAAGAAGAUGGAAAAAAUAGUUGGAUCCUUUGUGCAAGAUAGAAAGAUGAUGUUAAAAAAUGGUGAAGUAUUAUCAGAGAAGAAAGAUCUUGUGGAUGUUCUUUUGGAACUGGAAGAUGUGAAUGGUCGAAAAUUAAAGGAUGAAGACAUUGUUGACUUGUUGAUAUUAUUCUUAAUAGCUGGUCAGCAGACUACAGCCAGCACUAUAAUGUGGGCAAUGAUUUAUCUUACUAACAAUCCACUUGUCUUCAAGAAAGCUAAGGAGGAGCAAGAAGAAAUCAUGAAGUCAAGGUCACCUUCGCAACAAUAUAUAAGUAUUGAGGAAAUUAAGAAAAUGGUUUAUCUAAGUAAGGUAGUUAACGAAGUGUUACGUGUGACCGAUUUUUCGUUUCUACUUUUUCGAGAGGCGACUGCUGAUGUGAAUAUCAAUGGUUAUACCAUACCCAAAGGAUGGAAAGCAGUAAUUUUACCGAAAACUUGUCAUAUGUCUUCUCAAUAUUUUACCAAUCCAAAAAAUUUUGAUCCUUCCAGAUGGGAUGAUGAUAAUAAUAAUAAUAAUAAUAAUGCAAAUCGAGAAGCCUUCAUUCCUUUUGGAGCUGGAACAAGGAUGUGCGCUGGAAGAGAUCUCACCAAAAUUGAAAUGCUCAUCUUUCUACAUCAUUUCGUUCUUAAUUACAAGUUUGAGCAAAUAAAUCCAGAAUGUCCUGUCUCUUACCUCCCACUACCCGUGCCUAAAGAUAAUUGUCUUGCUAAGGUCGCAAAAUACUUUAUAUCCCUUGAGAUAUAUGAUAAAAUAAUGGAAGGAUUCGGAUGA